Messenger RNA from Musa acuminata AAA Group (dessert banana), 7540 nucleotides. RefSeq names its product probable flavin-containing monooxygenase 1. Gene Ontology annotation, molecular function: flavin adenine dinucleotide binding; N,N-dimethylaniline monooxygenase activity; NADP binding. NCBI's taxonomy places the organism in Eukaryota, Viridiplantae, Streptophyta, Magnoliopsida, Zingiberales, Musaceae. Bases 63 to 1625 code for a protein of 520 amino acids. The transcript has 11 exons. The record is from RefSeq and is a predicted model, not a curated record.
CGUACUCCCUUACGCUCUUCAUAUCGAUUCCAUUUCCUUAGAGAGAGACAUAGAGAGAAGGGAUGGAGAAGAGUGGGAAGCCGAGGGUGGCGAUCAUUGGGGGAGGCAUCAGUGGCCUUGCGGCAGCGAAGGAGCUCCGCUGGCUCGAGCCAGUCCUCUUCGAGGCCACGGACUCCAUAGGAGGGGUGUGGAGGCACUGCUCCUUCCGCUCCACGAGGCUGCAGACUCCGCGGCCGGACUACGAGUUCUCCGACUACCAGUGGAGCGACCGGAACGACGCCACGUUCCCCACCCACAUCGAGAUAUUGGAGUACCUCCACGGCUACGCCACCCACUUCGACCUGUGGAGGUUCAUCAAACUCCAGACCAAGGUGGUGGGGAUCCGCUCCAUCGGCGACGGCCGUGAGACCUGGUUCACCGAGCUCUGGGGGGACAAAGGACGGGCCAUCCCCGACCAACCGGCGUGGGAGGUCGGCGUGGUGACCGGCCACUCCGACACCGUUCAGUGGUACAAGUUCGAGUUCAUCGUGAUGUGCAUCGGAAAGUACGGUGACAUCCCAAACAUGCCCAAGUUUCCCCCUGGGGAGGGAGCAGAGAUAUUCCGAGGCAAGGUGAUGCACUCGCUGGACUACUGCAAACUCGACGAAGACGCCACCAAGGAACUGAUGAAGGGGAAGAAGGUCGUCAUCAUCGGCUACAAGAAAUCCUCCAUCGACCUCGCAGUCGAAUGCGCUGAAGCCAACCGAGGGGAAGAUGGCCAGCCAUGCACCAUGGUGAUAAGGACCCUCCAUUGGACUGUUCCCUCCUACUCCAUAUGGGGCCUGCCCUUCUUCCUCUUCUUCUCCACAAGGUUUUCUCAGUUCCUCCAUGAAAGGCCGAAUCAAGGACUGAUGAAAUCUCUUGCCUCCCACCUUUUAACCCCGUUGAGGAGAGGUGUGUCGAAGUUUAUUGAAUCGUAUCUCACAUGGAAGCUUCCUCUGGACAAGUACGGGCUGAAACCAGACCAUCCUUUCGUGGAAGACUAUGCCUCAUGUCAGAUGGCCAUCUUGCCGGAGAACUUCUUCGCCGAGGCCGACGAAGGGCGGAUCAUGUUCAAGCGGUCAUCGCAGUGGCGCUUCUGGGAAGGUGGUGUGGUUCUUGACGACGACACCAAGUUGGAGGCUGAUGUCGUGUUCCUCGCGACGGGAUUCGACGGCAAGCAGAAGCUGAGAUCAGUGCUUCCCGAGCCUUACCGUGGACUCAUAGUGGAUUCCUCCGGUGUCAUGCCGCUGUAUAGGGGCACAAUCCAUCCGCUGAUCCCACACAUGGCGUUCGUGGGGUACAUCGAGAGCGUAUCGAACCUGCACACGUCGGAGCUGCGGUGCAAAUGGCUGGGGAGGCUGCUCAAGGGGCACUUCCAGUUGCCGAGCGUGGAGGCGAUGUUCCGGCAGACCAGAGAGGAGAUAGAGGUGAUGAAGCGGACCACCAGGUUCUACCGCCGCCACUGCAUCUCCACCUACAGCAUCAACCACAGCGACGACAUGUGCGAGGAGAUGGGCUGGAGUCCAUGGCGGAAGGGCAGCUGGCUCUCUGAGGCCUUCAGUGCGUACAACAACCAGGAUUACAAGGAAGACAAGAGCGAAUAAGCUUUCGAUAGAUCGAUGACGUGCCAUCAACAAGGAAAUAGUCAAUAUUAAUUUGGUCAGGUUGAAAUAAAGCUAUGUCAAGCGAUAUGUGCUCUUUACAUUUAUAUAUAAUCGAUAUACAAUUUUAUUUCUAAUGUGCGAUCACUCAUCUAUAAGAAGAUGCAAACAUGCAUGCAGAUCAUGUUCUCAUGGCUCGUCACAUUGGGCCUGAGCCCACCAUUAGGGAUACAGUCUGAUGCACCUUGCAAGCUCAUGGAAGGUCUAACUUGAUCCCCCCAAAAUAUUCACAAUUCACUCAACAUUCAAGGAAAACAAAAAUAUCAGUCAUAGACAUCAACAACCAAAGUGACACGAUUAACAAAAAUUUCUUGCUAAAUAAUCCUUUUUUUUUCUUUUUUUUUUCUUUUUAACAAACACCAGUUGUUGUAUUUAUUUGUAUUUUUGGCUUUGUUCUUACUGCAGCUGUAGAUCAUUUGGACCACCUAUCAUUCUAAUAAUGAAUGGCUACUAAUAGCUUGCAGAUAUAGUGGUUUGGCAUAUUCUUGGGCAGUGAUCGCCGCCUCAGGGUCAAUCAAUACUGUCAGGGAUGACUGGCCUUCGUAUCAUUAUGAUCCAGUGAGAGAGAGAGAGAGAGAGAUGCAUCUUCACGCAAGGGGAAGAUAUGAAAUUGAGCAUUGGGAUGCAGUUGCAAGAGGCAGUGUUCCUUUUAGGGGAUUGGUGGGUGAUCCUCAUUUGUCUGCGCCACCUCCUUUCUGGAAUGGUGAUGAAGGGAUUGGUGGGAACAGGUCUAUGGAGAAGUGAGCUCAUCCCAACCAUCUUAGUUAUUUUGAGACACGACAUCUGGACAUUGCCAGUAGGCAUAUAGAUGCAAAUUCUGCUAUUGUUAAAAUAUGUAAUCCAUGGAGCUAAGCAAAGCAGCAAGUCUCGAGUGACUCAUCAGUCUCAAUGCAUUCUUAAGGCUUUGAGUUCUGAUCCAUGGGAAAAAGGUUUUACAUGCUUCAUUCACCAUGGUAGCUGCAGCUGCAGUGAUCAAUGUGCAUUUAUCUGAAGUUGAAAGGUUUGCCUCCACUCCAAUAUGCCACAAGUUCUCGAACGAAUCUCAAAGGAGCCGAUCAAGUCUCCUGCGUGCAUCUCAAAGCAGGAUCCAAGUCCGAAUGAACAUGCUAUGGAGGCCUCUUUUCACUGAAGCAAAAAGGACCGACACUCUCGUUGAAGGAUGACGAAGACUGAUCCGGUAAGUUUUCCUCGCUAAGAUGUGUUUCUUGUUGGACUCGAAGUUAUUGGACCCGUCUUCUCUAUUUGGAGACCAUGCAUGGAUCUGAGCAGAGCCCAUCGAGCUUCCGCACGAGUUUUCCUCGCUAAGAGGUGCGAGACCUUAACGAUCAUGAUUGCACAUCUGAUACCCCCACUAUUCAGGGUUGACCGACCCGGAAAACUUUAAGGGGGUGAUGUGGAUCUGCUGUGAUUUACGCUUUCGCAGGUCUGUUGCGGUGGGGCCCGUGCAUAUGGGCCUUUGAGAGACCACGUAGAAUGGUCUAAAUAAAAAAUAAUAUAUUAAUAAGAUAAUUGUACAAUACGUACAAUAAAUAAUAAUUUAUUGAAAUAAAUAUAUCUUUAGUCGGUCAAAAAUUUUGAACUGAAAUCCCACCCCACGGUGUAGGAUUUCAGUUACUUCCAAAAGUAAGUUUUCAAUGAUAGUUCUUUUUAUAUUUUUAUGUGAUGACUACAAGCAUAAUAAAAAAAAUAUAAGAAGCUAAGGAAAUCAGAGGUAUGCAUCUAUAUAUAUAUGAAAAGACAACAAAAGAAUGGUUGUUGUCUAUAUUAUUUUUUUAUAUACAUGUAUAUGAAAAGACAACGAAGUCUUUUACUCGGGGAAAUCGAAGGUAGCAAUCCAGUUAUAUCAAGCCGUGGAUUUUGAUCAAAGAUGAGAAUCAUGAAAUUAACGGCUGGAGAAUGCGCACUCACUCUAUGUGGCGUCAUGCCCUGUCAGUGCCGUGGUUGGAAGCGACGGAUGAUUCCAUGUGGAACCCGUUUGUGGAACGGUUGCCUUCUCUCACAACAAGGCGUUAGUCGGGUGGUCAGCUUAAUCCACGACAAGCGGUAAGUUAACCUCGAUUGUCCAGAUGACCUGGCCGAGUGGGAGCGCCACCGACGUCUGAGGUUCUGGUCACCUCGUGUGAGAGUAAGAAGACAGAAUUUUGAGUGAUUUGCUGCCGCUCUCGGACUUUUGGGCUGUACUUUACCUGACGCAUGGGCGGUAAUCGCACGAGUGAACACGUGACUCGGCGUGCCCUUUAUAUGCCGGUUCGGAGGCGCCUGGCGGGAAUCGGAGCUUUUCUUGGAGUCUUCCACAUGAGUUCUGGUAUUUAGCAAGGGAAGCGAUUAGGAGGCGGUGGCACUAUGGUGGGUAGAAACAGGCGUCUCCGAUUUCGACUGUGGUUGAUCAUCCUGAUGAUUCUAGGACGGGAUCGGUGAGUCAUCUUCCGUUUCUUCGAUGUUUUAUUUCCUUUUCUUUGUUCUCUCUGAGAAUUUCUUGAGAUUUUCCUGUUCUUGGACGGCGAUUUAUCUGGUAAUCCUGCUCGAGUCGAUGGUUUUGUUUGGUCCUCGUGUGUCGAAGCUUGAAAUUUCCGAGAACCAAAUCGGAUUUGAGCUACUUGGUUUGAGAUGGAGAAUACUGUUGCAUCAUGAUAAGCUUAUGGGUUUGGAGGGUUAUUUGGUUCGUAUUUCUUUUACAUGUUGCCGUGUCCAUCUUUCACUGUCGAUGCGGUAGGAUUCCAUCAUACGGAUCCCCAUCGGGUAUUGUCGGAACCAAGUAUUUCUUCGGAGUCGAUAACUCGUGCGAUGAUUGAUCUUGGUUUAAAAAGGAUCCAGGGGCGUGUCACAGGAGCCCCCCGCCAUGGGCGGAGCCGAAUCCUGAUUAGGGGAGGCAUGCAAAUCCUAGAUUCUUCAUUUUUUUUCCCCCUCUUUUUACUUGUGUUUUUCAAUAUAUUCCAUUUUGGCAGGAUAGUAUGCUUGAUCUUGCUUUAAGCAUGAAGCAAGCUAUAUUGCAUCGGCAUGAGAUUUCUAUUCGAUAUGAAAACAAAAUCACGUUAUUCUGUUAGUUAGGAUUAUUAUGAUGAUGACUUAUGGAACUUGUUUUUCUGUCACAAAUAUUAACUAUUUUUUUAUCGGUUGAAUAGUUGCAUUUUACUUUAUUAUUAUUAUUUUCAUAAUCAUUUUAUCUUUCAUUGAUUGCUUAUUUUCUAAAAUAAAUUAGCAUCAACUGUUUUUUUUUUACCAAAAGAAAGAAAGGAAUUAUAUUAACCCAGAAACAGUGCCAUUACAACUAUAGUCUGCUCCUUGGAGCUCAAAAUGGCAUGGAACUCAGGAUGCCAAUUAUCAGACCAUACAUGACAGCAUUUGGUGGACAUGGCAAACUGCGCAAGCCAAUGCGCACUACCAUUACCCUCUCUAAAUAUGUGUAAAACUUUCCAAUCCCUAAAUAGUUUCAGCAUCUCCUUCACAGUUUUAACAUAAUUUGCAAUACACCACGGUGGUGUUUCCUCUCCAUUGAGGGUUUACGCGAUUGCCAGCAUCUCGUUAGUCCGACUAUUGCAUUGCUCCACAAAUAUUAAAAGCUCCAUCUGCGUUUAGCUUGAACCAUCCAAUUUCAGGUCUACACUUGACCACAAUUUGAUGUGCCUCCCUCCUAUGUCCUUCAGUCGUUACAUCUGAUUUAUUGUUCAUUGUGUAUGAAACGGCCCCAUACGUCGUUGUAGAGUGACAUGUACUUCUGUUAUUAAAACAAUAUCAUUUUUGGCUUUCCAAAUUAGCCUAAAGCAGCCAACUGAAGAUCCAAGUAGCAAACUAGGAUGCUUAGGUUCCAGAUCUGCUUAAGGCAAUAGACAAUUAAAGACCUAAGGACCAAAUUAGGAUGCUUAAGUAAGUCACUUCUUUUCCCAAAAUAAGAGAAUUGAUAUCCAACUCAUUGCCAAGCAUGCCCAUACCCUUCUAGCAAACCGACAAGAAGACAUGAUUUUGACUAUCGCAACUGUCAUUACAAAUAAUGUUUUUAAUUUAUAUAUCGGUCCACUAGCAGAUUGGCAUAAAAAUUGUUCGUUACUGGGCAGUAUCAGGUUUUUUAUCCCAUAUCAAACGAUAUAGGGUUGUACCGAACGAUAAUGAUCGAAAUUUUGAUCGUUACCGACCUAUAAUGGGUGGUAACGAUCGAAACCAAUCAUUAUCGAUUUAUAAUAGUUUUCCAACGGUCAAUUUGAUCGUUGGAGACAUCUUAAAGAGUUUUUAAACCUUUUGUUCCUUCCUCUUUCAAUUCAUUUCACUCUCACACUCUCUUAUUAGUUAUUUAUAUUUUAUUAUUAAAAAUAUAAUUUAAAUGAUAUAAUGAUAAUAAUCAUAGUAAAGUGUAUUAUUAUGGUGAUGACAAAAUAUAUGUAUUAUAUAUUAGAAACAGGUAAAGUUAAAGAUAUUUAUGUAUAAUGGUUGUGUAAAAUAGCUCAACAAAGAAUUCUGAAACCAACGAUAAAGAUAUUCAAAUAUGAUGAAAGGAAAUAUGUAUGUGAGUCUGUGUGUGUGUAUGUGUCACUGAAUAAAUACUUAAUUUUGUUGAGUUCGGGUAGGCAUGUAUUUUUCUUAGUUACUAUAUGAUGAUCAUUUUUGUAAGAUUUAAUGGUCAUAAGCAUAACUAGAAAGAAACACAGGCUUCUUGUGGCAUCUGUGGUAGAACACAAGCCCUCCAUCUUCCUUUGGCAACGGACUGGGAGGAAUCAUUGCUUGUGUUCACCUUAGGUGAACAAGAACCUGGAAAUUGUACCAUUUAGGCCAUUUUGUGUUAUUUCUGAAAGCUGAAUUGAGAGAGUUGAUGUGGUUAGAAAGCUGAAUUUCGACCUGGCUGCGAUUUUUUGAGGGAUCGGUGAGUCGUCUUCCGGUUUCUUCGUUGUUUCAUUCCCUUUAUUUUUUAGUUCUGAGAGUUUCUUGAAAUUUCCUGUUGUUCCUUGGAUGGCUUGAAAUUUCUGACAACCACAUCGGGUUUGAACUACUAGAGAGUCCUGUUAUAUUGUCCGGUUCGCAUUGCUGUAUAUAUAUAUAUAUAUAUAUAUAUAUAUAUAUAUAUAGGUGAUUGUUCGAAAAACUAUUUUAUUUUAAAAGUUUUUUUUAAUAUUAUCCUUUUUAAAAUCCUUAAAAAGCUGUCAUUUUUUUCUGUUCAAAUCUAAAAAAAUUCCGCCAACUGUUUAAAGGAUCAAUCUUGAUUAAGGGAUCAAUCUUGAUUUAUUUUUUUUUCUUUUUCUACGUACGUUUCUCGGGAAAUAUAUAUAUAUAUAUUCAAUUCUGAGAUGCGUUCUUUGCUCCCACUUCUAAAAGGUAAAUUAAAUCAAAACAAAGAAUACCUUUUCAUCACGAGGAGAUGUAGUUAUUCUGUUAAUUAAGAUUUUUUAUCACUCUUUUUUAUUGGUUAAUAAAUUUGACUUUAUUAUUAUUUUGAAUAUUAUUAUUAUUUUCAUAUACAAUUAUUAGAAUCAACCAUGAAUAUUAUUAUUAUUAAAGCAUAUAUUUGUAAAAUAUUUCUGAUAUGCUAAAUAACUUAAUUCUCCUCAGCAUAAGUUAUUUAAAACUAGAAUUAAGUUAUUUAAGCUAGAAUUAAGUUAUUUAAAAACUCUCCUCAGCAUAUUUCUGUCGUUAAAAAGAACUUUUACCGCCUCAAAGGAUUUUCUAGUUGGAGGAUCAAAAGGAAAUUUGAAAGGAAGCUGGCAUAUGCUUGCCUGGUGACGAAAAGAAGAAAGGGAAAUGACUGGCCUUCAGAAGUGUCGAAGCAUCCGUCAGAAGAAGAAAAAGAAUGAAUUAUUUGCCAGAUUAGAGUGUUUGACAACAUUGUUUUUUUCCUUCGUUUACUUAUUAAUAAAAAAGGAGUGAAUUAUUCA